CAUAUUUUACUAAGCACCUCUCAACUUUGGGCACCACCUACACUUAUUAAUUGCAUGGCGGUGCCCUUUGAACAAUUAUGAGUGUCUGCAAGGAGACAGCUGAAAGAAGCUGCGCCUCGAAAUAUUUUUGUCAUUCCGUCUGCGACGCUCGUUCCGACAAGAACGGCACGAAAGACAAGAACCUCGCUUUAUAAUGGCCGCAGUGAUUCUACCGAGACCGGAGCUUGUUCCACUGCCACGAGAAUACACAGCGAAGCCAUCUCCUUUGGCGAUGCUGGCAGCGACUUGUAGCAGAAUUGGAGAGACACCAAGCAUCUAUCAAGCCAGCGCAGACUGUCGAAGUAAACUGAUACCUCAAUGUUAUGGGGGAGAGAAAUUGUUCCUUCAACCUCCCCCUACAGUCACACCACAUUACAGCUAUUUGGAAAGAAAUCUUCCACUUACACCUCCUCCUGAAGGACAUUGUACACCAUUCACAGAUUACCAUGGUAAAACUUUACUUCCACCAGCAUUUCAAAUUGCCUCGUCACCUUGUACCGCCACUGGACUGCCGUAUUUUCCUAUUACCCAUCCGUGUACUCCAAUACAAGGAUUACACGGUCUUGCUUACGGGAAAAACGACAGCAAAGGAUUAUCGUGGUGGAGUGUUGAAACAACGAAAUCACUACCUCGUAUGCCACACAGCUCAAUUCCUAGUUGGUCAUCUUCUUUAACUCCUGUCUCGUCUUCUGUUAGUCCUCUUUCUAAUCUGGCGUAUACGCCAAGUCAAGUUCCAGCCACAAGACGUUGUAGACGUUGCCGUUGCCCGAACUGUGUGAACGCAGCAAAUACAGGCAACCCAAACAAGCGCAAAGAACAUAUUUGUCAUAUACCGGGUUGUGGUAAGGUAUACGGUAAGACUUCUCAUCUCAAAGCUCAUCUACGUUGGCAUUCCGGUGAAAGACCUUUUGUUUGCCAUUGGUUGUUUUGUGGCAAGAGUUUCACGCGCUCUGACGAACUUCAAAGACAUCUACGCACGCACACCGGAGAGAAACGCUUUUUGUGUAGCGAAUGUGGUAAACGAUUUAUGCGUAGUGAUCACCUUAGGAAACACCAAAAAACGCAUCAAAACAAAACAAGGGUUGAGAAAGCAGAAUUUCAAACCACUGAAACUAAGAAUUCUGAAGAUCCGAAAGUCACAAGCUAAGAUUUAAUCAAACAAUAAAAGAUAGAUUGUGUUUUCGGUGUCAACGUUUAACGUAAGGCUGUAGUCACUGCAGUACAACACCGAAUUUCAGGAAUUUAAUCUCCUGUCCGAUUCAGGUCUGUCUUUGAAUCAUACGAUACAAUGUUAACGAGACAGCAAGCCACUGCUUAUUGUGGACAUGUAUAUAAUUGAAUGAUAUAAUGUUAUUUGCCCGAGGGGGAUGAAAUGAAUUCUGUAAAAUACUUGAUAAAUUUUUACUUUGUUUAUAAUGAAAGUUAUAUUUAAAUAGUUAAUAAUUCACGCAAAGUUUUCGUAGAAGAAAAUAAAGAAGAUUCAUCUCGA
Molecule: messenger RNA, 1528 nt
Organism: Xenia sp. Carnegie-2017
Lineage: Eukaryota; Metazoa; Cnidaria; Anthozoa; Malacalcyonacea; Xeniidae
Product: transcription factor Sp5-like
Exons: 2
Coding region: 194-1186 (330 amino acids)
Biological process (GO): regulation of transcription by RNA polymerase II
Molecular function (GO): DNA-binding transcription factor activity, RNA polymerase II-specific; RNA polymerase II cis-regulatory region sequence-specific DNA binding
Source: RefSeq, a predicted model, not a curated record